Molecule: messenger RNA, 2840 nt
Organism: Larimichthys crocea (large yellow croaker)
Lineage: Eukaryota; Metazoa; Chordata; Actinopteri; Sciaenidae
Product: melanopsin-A
Exons: 12
Coding region: 135-1865 (576 amino acids)
Biological process (GO): G protein-coupled receptor signaling pathway; visual perception
Cellular component (GO): membrane
Molecular function (GO): G protein-coupled receptor activity
Source: RefSeq, a predicted model, not a curated record
CUAUGGUGAUUAGCCACUUUAGCAAGUCAUGCUAAAGCUUUAUUUCCAUCGGGAAACCAUAAAAAUGACCCAGUUUAAAGAACAUUUGUUUUAAACAGACCUCCUGAGGAGGAGCGAGGAGGAGGCGGUGGAGGAUGAACGGCGGGGACAGCGCGCUCCAUCAGCCGCCUGCGCGGCAGAGCGUCACCUGCGGCGAGCCGAACUGCACGGCGCGUCACACCACGGAGACCCUGGCGCUGUCAGCGGCGUCCGCGUGGAGCAGCAGCGGCGGCGGCAACGGCUCGACGGUUGAUGCGUACCGGCUCCUGGAGCUCCAGCUUCCCGCAUCGGACGCACCAACGGUGGCGAUGGUUCCCAGGGCCUCGUACCCCUUCCCCACGGUGGACGUGCCCGACCACGCUCACUAUACCAUCGGCUCCGUCAUCCUCGCCAUCGGCAUCACCGGCAUGGUCGGCAACUUCCUUGUCAUUUAUGCCUUCUGCAGGAGUCGCAGUCUGCGGACGCCGGCCAACAUGUUCAUCAUUAACCUGGCCAUCACAGACCUGCUGAUGUGUAUCACCCAAACGCCCACGUUCUUCAUCACCAGCAUGAACAGGAGGUGGAUCUUUGGAGAGAAAGGUUGCGAAGUGUACGCGUUCUGCGGCGCCCUCUUCGGGAUCUGCUCCAUGAUCACGCUGACGGUGAUCGCCAUCGACCGCUACUUCGUCAUCACGCGACCUCUGACCUCGAUCGGCGUGUUGUCACGGAAACGGGCCCUCUUCAUCCUCUUGGCAGCCUGGGCCUACUCUCUGGGAUGGAGCCUGCCGCCGUUCUUCGGCUGGAGUGCCUAUGUCCCCGAGGGCCUGAUGACGUCUUGCACGUGGGACUACAUGACCUUUACCCCGUCGGUGCGAGCGUACACCAUGCUGCUCUUCAUCUUCAUCUUCUUCCUGCCGCUCUUCAUCAUCAUCUACUGCUACGUCUUCAUCUUCCGCGCCAUCCGCAGCACCAACCAGGCUGUGGGGAAGAUUAACGGCAGCAUUCACAGUCACGGCAGCAGCCGCGACUCGGUGAAGAAUUUCCAGCGGCUGCAGAACGAGUGGAAGAUGGCGAAGAUCGCUCUGAUCGUCAUCCUGCUUUACGUCAUCUCCUGGUCGCCGUACUCAACCGUCGCUCUCACCGCCUUCGCCGGGUACUCAGACAUGUUGACUCCAUACAUGAACUCUGUGCCCGCCAUCAUCGCCAAAGCCUCCGCCAUCCACAACCCCAUCAUCUACGCCAUCACACACCCGAAAUACAGGUUAGCGUUAGCCAAGUACAUCCCAUGUCUCGGCGUCCUACUCUGUGUCCGUCCGCACGACCUCCGCUCGACCAGCAGCAGCUUCAUGUCGACGCGUCGCUCCACUGUGACCAGCCAGACCUCCGACAUCAGCAGCCAGUUCAGACGGCAGAGCAACCGGAAGUCCCGCCUCUCCUCGGCCUCCGACAGCGAAUCGGGUUUGACGGACACAGAGGCUGAUCUGUCCAGUAUGGGCUCCAGAUCGGCCAGCCGCCAGGUCUCCUGUGACAUCAGCAGAGACACCGCCGAGCUCCCCGACUUCAAACCCUCGUCCAGCUUCAAGUCCAAGAUGAAGAGCCACGACUCGGGCAUCUUCGAAAAGACGUCCUUCGACGCUGAUGUCGCCACGGCAGGAGUCAGUGAACGCAGCAGCAUCCCAAAUAGCGGCGAUUUUGCAGAGGGACACGCGAUGAGAGGCGCGCUCAGUCGAAUCCCGAGCAUCGUCGUCACCACAGAGUCCAGCCCCUUCCUCGCCAUUGGACGAAAAGGUUCCUGCACCGCCCGCCCAAAGACAACCGACAACAACAAAAAGGCUGGAUCUGGAUAGAGCCACCAAUCAACGCCCAGCUGAUCACCUGUAGCUCUCUGACCAGCUCUCAUCCAAUCAGAUAUUUCUAAAUGUAGAGGUCAGACACAGACGGGUUUAUCUGAAGCUCAGAAACAGUUUAUAGUCUUUAUAUUUAAAAUGUGUAAAUAUGGAGAAACUGGUGUCUUUAUAACAUGACAAGAGGACAGCAGGGCUGUUACCAUGGAUACUAGAGAUUGGGACCAGGAUCAGCUUUGUACAGCCGAAUAUAAAACUAAAACAAAUCUGAACACUUUGUUUUCUUUAGUCUUUAAAGCCCUGAUACUGGCCACCUUUAGAUUAAAAACCCUGCACACCUACACAGGUGUUUACAGUAACUCUGGCUGAUUGUAACAGAUGCAGAUGCUUCCACACAGGUGUGCUGCAUGGUACGAUCAAGCAGUUAACAUCCCAUCAUGCUCUAUGGUCGGCAGGUACUUGAAGACCUUAAGUAAGAUCUACAUACUCAUCAAACUUAACAGUAACGUAAACUGCAAACACACAAGAAAACACCAUCAAAGUCAAAGAGCUCCUCUUGGUGUUGAACCGUAGUCCCCCGUUGAGCCAUGAGGACAGUUGUGUCAGUAUCAUCUAUGCAUUUAUUGUUGAAGUACCUGGCGGUCUGUAUUUGUCAACCUGUGACCUCUUGUCCUUCCUCUGUAUCUUGUUAGCUCACUAAACGAGCUUAACGAACAUCCUAACAUAAAAAAGCCCGUACUGAUAAACCACAGAACUGUAGAUCAACUUCAGACUUCAUGAUCUAAAUGACUGAAGCACCUUUCCUUAACUUUAGUGAAUUCAAACAUCACGGCGGCUGCGUAAAUACUAGGGGUGCAACGAUACACACAAAUCACGGUUCGGUUCGAUUCGAUUCGAUACUUUAGUGUCACGGUUCGAUGCCUUUUUUAACUUGUAGUUUAUUGAAAUUACCAACAUAUGUUUCAACUCAAAAGUACA